AUAUAUGCAUAUGAAUAUCUUUCAACCUAUAUAUAAUUUCAAUCUGUAGCUGUAGCUCAACUUUUUUUCACUUAAUUUCUCAUCACUUACUGUUCCUGCAGAUAUCCAUCCAUCAUGCCUAAUUAUUACAAUCCCUUCAUUAAUCGGCCACUACUAUUCCUUGUAAUAAUUCUUUGCAGCCUUUUCAUCUUGUCCGAGUCUCAAUCCUUUGUGUAUAAUGGAUUCAACAACUCCAAUCUUGUUCGAGCCGGAGCCACUAUAAUCAAACCAUCCGGAGCUCUCCGCCUUACCAACAACUCCCAUAACGUUAUUGGCCAUGCAUUUCAUCCCACUCCAAUUCCCAUAUUCUUCAAUAAUGCCUCUUCUUUCACCACAUAUUUUGUCUUCCAAAUCGUACCUUCUACCUUAAAUACUGAUGGAGGUUUUGGCCUCGCUUUUACUCUCUCUCCCUCUCCACAAUUCCCUGGUGCUGCCCCCGGCCACUUAUUGGGAAUCUUCAACCCAUCCAAUAAUGGCAACCCAUCAAACCAUAUUUUCGCCGUGGAGUUCGACACCGUGGAUGGCCACAAUGAGACAUCAGACACUUACGGCAAUCAUAUCGGAAUCAACAUCAAUGGAAUGAAUUCCACGGCUUCUGAUUCGGCAACUUAUUACGUUGAUGGGACUCAUAACCGCAAGGAGGAAGUUUGGUUGGAGAAGGAAGGGCCAAUCCAGGCAUGGAUUGACUAUGAUGGAGUGAAGAAAGUUGUGAAUGUAACAAUUUGUCCCUUGAGAGUUGCUAAGCCUGUUAGACCCUUGCUGUCUGAGCCUAUUGAUCUAUCACUUUAUCUUGAGAAAAACAUGUAUGCUGGAUUCUCUGCAGCCACCGGAGAAAAAUCCAGCUCCCAUUACAUUCUGGGAUGGAGUUUUCGGCUUAACGGGAUAGCUGAUCCACUUGAUCCAUCUCAGCUUCCUGUUGUGCCAGUUGAGAAAUCAUCUCGCUCCACUAAUAAAGUGAAAAAAGUACUUAUUGCGACAUUUUCUGUUGUGGUUUUCAUCUUGUUAGGAGCAUUGGUAAGUUUACUGUUUUAUCGAAGAGUAAUUAUGAAGUUUGAGUUGCUGGAGGACUGGGAAUUGGAUUGUCCUCGCAGGUUCGGGUAUAAGGAUCUGCACAAAGCAACCAAGGGAUUUAAAGAAAGCGAGAAGAUUGGAGCAGGAGGAUUUGGAUCAGUUUACAAGGGUGUCUUACCAGCCACUGGGGUUGAAGUUGCAGUGAAAAAGAUCAUGUCCAACAAUCCACUGCAAGGGAUGAGGGAAUUCGCAGCAGAAAUUGAGAGCCUAGGAAGAUUAAGGCACAAGAACUUGGUGAAUCUUCAAGGAUGGUGUAAGCACAAAAAUGGCCUUCUCCUAGUCUAUGACUACGUCUCAAACGGAAGUCUUGAUUCGUUGCUCUACAAUUCCAAGAACGGCAAUUACUUGACCUGGGAGCAAAGAUUCAACAUAGUCAAAGGCGUUGCAUCUGGCUUAUUGUACUUACAUGAGGAGUGGGAGCAAGUUGUGAUCCAUCGGGAUGUGAAAUCGAGCAACGUAUUGAUAGACCAUGACAUGAAUGCAAGGCUAGGAGAUUUCGGGCUGGCAAGGUUGUAUGACCAUGGGAAAAACUCACACACGACUCACGUUGUGGGCACAAUAGGUUACAUUGCACCAGAAUUGACUCGAACGGGGAAGGCUUCAAAGAGCAGCGAUGUCUUUGCUUAUGGGAUUCUGCUUCUUGAGGUGGCCUGUGGGAGGCCACCCAUCAAGUAUGAACUAGACCGGAAUGUUAUAUUGGUGGAUUGGGUGUUGGAGUGUAUGAAAAUGGGAAACAUUUUUGAAGCUGUUGAUGCUAAACUGAAUUCCAUGUAUGUAACUGAAGAGAUGGAAUUAGUGUUGGGACUUGGGCUUCUUUGUUCACAUCCAAAGCCAGAAGCCAGACCUACUAUGAGACAGGUGGUGAAGUAUCUGAAUGCGGAUGAAAUGCUGCCAAUGCUUGAUAAAUUAAGCCCAGCUGGUUCAAGGAGAGCUGAUGAGAUUACUUCAAGAUUCCUGGCAUUAGGUUUGACUGAUAGUAUUACAACUACAACGUCGUACCAUUCCAGUUCUAUAGGGAUGAUUUCUUGCAGUUCAUUUGACUCUGGUAGAUGAAGAUUUAGGCUCAACAGUUAUGCUGUAGGUUUUAGCUAGUUUAUCAAGAACAUGGGAAUCAGCUGAUAUUCAAAUUUAUUUUAUGUGUAUGUACUAUGUACAAUUCUUAAUUAUAUAUAGUAACACAUCUGGUUCUUUACCUAA
Molecule: messenger RNA, 2307 nt
Organism: Sesamum indicum (sesame)
Lineage: Eukaryota; Viridiplantae; Streptophyta; Magnoliopsida; Lamiales; Pedaliaceae
Product: putative L-type lectin-domain containing receptor kinase VI.1
Biological process (GO): protein phosphorylation
Molecular function (GO): carbohydrate binding; protein kinase activity; ATP binding
Source: RefSeq, a predicted model, not a curated record